Messenger RNA from Drosophila ananassae, 2002 nucleotides. Its product is annotated as beta-1,3-glucosyltransferase. Gene Ontology annotation, molecular function: acetylglucosaminyltransferase activity. Lineage: Eukaryota; Metazoa; Arthropoda; Insecta; Diptera; Drosophilidae. The record is from RefSeq and is a predicted model, not a curated record. Gene Ontology annotation, cellular component: membrane. The transcript is spliced from 7 exons. The coding region runs from base 176 to 1846 and encodes 556 amino acids.
CCAAAACCCCGCACCCACGUCCAACAGUCACACUUAAUUUCGGCUUUGCGCCAAAAUUAAAUCACUGCUGCCUCAGUACCUAUUCGCACGUUCAAUUGGCAGGACGCGUUUCGCCUCUAAAUGGAUUUUUUCAAUUUAAAAAAAUAAAUUUAAAAACCUUCAAAUAAAAUUAGUAAUGUUGUCGCACCGCGUGGCAAUGACUGUUGAAAGUCAUGUGGUUCUGUGGUUUUUGUGUUUUAUAAGCUGUGGUCUUGGCUCUCCUGAGGGGGAUCCCUCUCGGGAAGUGCUCCUGGUUAUCGCCUGUCCGCCGUAUCCACGUCAUGCCCAGGCAGAGUGCUUCAGCUUAUUAGAAAACAUUCAAGUCCAGCAUCUGCAAAUGGAACAGGCUGGGACGGUCCCCGGGGAUUAUGUCCUUAAUGUGCAUGUGAUGCACGAGCUUUUCAAUUACUGGACAGUGCUGGACGCACUGCCUCAUUUGGGAGGCCAGACACGUCUCAUAAAGGCGCACACGGAAUGGAUUAUUUGGUGUCAAUACAACACACAUGUGGCUUCCCUGCGCGACCUGCUCGAGCAACUUCGUCGCCAAAACCCGGCGGAGCUUGCUUAUUAUGGACACGCCCUGUAUGAUACGGAGGCCACCAUUGUCCAUCACUUUGCCCAUUAUAAGAACCCGCAGUGGUUUCCGUAUCCAAUGCUCAGAGCCGGAAUUAUUUUCACAGGUGUCUUGCUACGAAGGCUUGUGGAGCUUACUGCCCCUAAUGCCCACAACAGUAGCCGUCCCAGCGAGUUCUCCAUCGAUGCAUCUCAUGAGCUGGCGCGCUUCAUUUUCGACAACUUGUCGCAGGACCCGCGGCACGGAGCUGCCAUGUCUGGGAAAAUCAUUCUGAAAAAUGCCGCCUACAUUUGUCCCACGGCUGGGGCAAGGAAAUCCUCGGAGAUUGUGACCAGAGUCGCUCCUCCUCCUCCAUGUGCAAUGCAUGCAGCAUCGGAGGAGCCAUCUGGCUGGCUGCCCUCGACUCUGGGGCAUCGGAAGGAGCGCUGUUUUCAUACAACAGGAUCACAUAUAUAUUUCGCAAUCAAAACCUGUGCGAAAUUCCAUAAGGAACGAAUUCCGAUAGUCGAACGCACCUGGGCAGGCGACGCCAGGAACCGGAGAUACUACAGCGACGUGGCAGACGUCAGCAUACCGACAAUCAGCACUGGCAUACCGAACGUCCAGACAGGACAUUGUGCCAAAACAAUGGCAAUUUUACAAUUAUCCCUCAAGGAUAUCGGCCAGCAAAUGGACAUACGCUGGCUCAUGCUCGUCGACGAUGAUACGCUGCUGAGUGUGCCCCGGCUAAGUGAACUGUUGAGCUACCACGACCACAGGGAGCUCAUGUAUCUGGGACAGCGCUACGGCUACCGCCUGCAUGCCCCGGAUGGCUUCAACUACCACACGGGAGGAGCCGGAAUCCUGCUCAGCCUGCCCCUGGUGCGCCUCGUCGUCGAGCGCUGCAGUUGUCCGAGUGACAAUGCUCCGGACGACAUGAUCCUGGGCUACUGCCUGCAGGCGCUGGGCGUAGCGGCGGUACCAGUUGCCGGAAUGCAUCAGGCCCGGCCGCAGGACUAUGCGUGCGAACUGCUGCAGCUGCAGCCACCAGUGUCCUUUCAUAAAUUCUGGAACAUGGAGCCGGAGCAGACCUACCGACAAUGGCUACACGGUGGCAGUAGUGGUGGCAAUAGAAGUGCUCCGCUUGGGGUGGCCAAGCCACGGCUUCAUCCCAACGACGCUGCUCAGCUGCUCCUGCCUGGAGGCGGCGAGAUGUAUCCUCUGGAUUCGCAUGACAAGCAUUUGGAUCUCUAGUUCGCUCAGAUUCCUCUGUUGUACAAUUUGGUUCCUAAGGAAACUAGAAAUCUUAUUUUGGAGGGAAAAUAGGAAGUAUCAACGAACUUGUAUUAAUAGUUAUAAUUAGUAUAUAGAAAGUGAUGUUAUACACAUAAAUAAAUCAAAAUUAUAGAA